Molecule: messenger RNA, 552 nt
Organism: Soboliphyme baturini
Lineage: Eukaryota; Metazoa; Nematoda; Enoplea; Dioctophymatida; Soboliphymatidae
Source: the annotation of a GenBank genome assembly
AUGUCGUUAUUCUGUUUAAUUAUCUAUGAGAAUUGUUUAGGCGAUAUCAACAUCAUUGCCCCAAUUAUUUCGAAUUUUUUCCUUGCAUCAUACGGCCUUUUGAACUAUGCAUGUUUCGACGCGUCGUACGCCGCCUCACCCGGUUUCAGACCUGGCUUCAAAUAUUUCAACAAGUGGUUGUCUCUAGGUGGAGCAAUGCUGUGCAUUGCCGUCAUGUUCAUCAUGAGCUGGUGGACAUCGCUGAUCACCCUCGUCUUCAUCGCUUGCUUGUACAUGUAUCUUUACUACCGUCAACCAGCCGUUAACUGGGGCUCUAGCGUACAAGCGCAUAGCUACAAGUCGGCGCUGGACGCCACUUUGGCGCUGAGCAGUACGGCUGAGCACGUCAAGAACUACCGUCCUCAGAUCUUGCUGCUCUCAGGCAAUCCGAUCACCCGUCCGUCUUUGAUCGACUUCGCCGCCCAUGUCACGAAGGACAACAGCCUGUUGUUGUGCGCUUUCAUAAUGGCGGUGAGUCUUCUCGCUUCUUUAUGUAACGGUUCUGAUCGUUGA